AUAUCAUAACACAUAGGAGAGUACCGUGAACCGAUAAUAGCUUAUGUUGUGAGGUAGCAGAAUUGGUAAAUUUAUGACUGGAAGAUAAAAAGUUUUAAGAAGCUGGAUUUGAGAACCGAAGUUUUUCUAUGGGAAUUCGCAACCUUUUAAAAUACGCUUCUUCAUUUCACGCUGUGAAUUUUGUUGUAUCUUAAGAAAGUAGUUUCAGUAACCUCUUUGAAGAGCCUCAUAAAGCGUAAUUAUAGCUGGGAAAUAGUCAGUGUAUUGAUGAAAGUAUGAGUAUUGAAAGGAAGAUUGAAAACGAUUUGGAGCAGUCUGCAUGCAGAUUGAGAAAUGUGGAAGAAUCUGUUGGUUCACAUUAUGCACUCAAAGUUGCACUUCAGACUAUGAAGGAAAGGUGUCAACGUUUACAGCAAAGGCUAGGGGUUGUUGAGGAAGAAAAUCAUAGCUUACGUAUUGAAAACAGGAAGCGAAAGUCAGAUUCAUCAUGUGCCAUUGGAGCAGAUGAGUUAAAUAAUGGGCCUGGAGACUUGGAACACAGAAUUGACUGUCUGGAAGAGAAAGUGGCAACAUUGACCCGCCAGAAAUCCCAGCUCACCCAUCACUUGUUCAUGGUAGCUACUGAAAAUAGGCAACUGUGGAACAGACUUUCUCAUCUCACCCAAGCAAAUGAGAACCUUGGUAGCCACUUGUCUAAAAUAUCCAGCACUUUGAGUCGACAUCAUUCAGCCAGUAGCAUUACAGUGCCAAAGUCACUAUCACCUACAAGUAGUUUGUUGCAUAGCAGUGAACUGAACGUGUCAUCGGACACUGUACUGACCAAGGAAAACAGUAAUGUAGCAACAAAAGCCACAGACACAGUUUGUGAGGGUGUUAAGAAACACAACAGCUCACCUGCAAAGUCAUCAGGAGAUGUUGCCGAGGAGAGCCUGGAGGAGAUUUCACUGAAACUCAUUAAGAGCUUUUUGCAAGAGAAAACAGAGCUUGAAGAACAGUAUGCACAGAUGGUGGAAAUCCAGAGUGAUCCCUCUUCAUACAGCAUUCAGAACCUAGGGUUUGGGUACCCGGAGAGCGGUAACAAAACGAUUGAUGACAUGAAAGAACACCACAAGAAAUUGAUGGAGGUACGGGACAUGCUGAAAGAGCAACAGACUGUGAUAAAAGCUGCAAUUGCAAAUGUAGAGAGAGUUAAAAAAGGUGGUGCACUGUGUAGCCACUGUCAGAAGAAGUCACAGGCUAAACUGACUUCGGUCAUCAUCGACACAGACAUUGAGAGGCUACAGAAAUGGGGGGUUCCUGAUGGCACAUCCUACAGUGAAGGUAUCCAAAGGCAGCUGAACCAAGUGGCUGAGCCACCAACAUCCAUUUACAGCACAGACACAUCCACACUGUACAAGGAGUCCAUCUGUCCAUUGUGUGGCAGACUGUACAGCAAGGGAUCUUCCUUCAUAAUAUUUCAGCAGCAUGUCACAGACCACUUUACUGAAGAAGAGGAGUCAGACUCCAUAUUAAACAAUUUUGAACUUAUAGCUUAACGUUUACCAUGAAAGGCACAGCAAGGACAAUACAAUUGAGUUCUCAAGACACUGACAGUCCAUAACAUUCUCCCACAAGUGGCUCAUACUUCUUCACCACUACAGUUUCUGCAGCCAAAUUAGCUACAAAACUACUGCUUAUAUGCAAAGUGAAUAGAGACCGUGCAAAUGAGUGAGAAUAGUAGUCAACCGACUGUGGGCUGGUGGCCAGGAUUGAAAUCCCAUUAUGAGGUUGGGAUCUUUUUUCUCAUCACUUAUAUUCACAAUGACUGUGAUUAGUGAGGUUCUUUCCCAGAUCCUGAAGCUAAUCACUCCCUUCCAUCUAGUGACAAUGUGCCUUUAUGAUGCAGUACAUAGUCACAGGGACAUUUAAACUUUUGCCUUUGGCAUAAGCAAAAUGAUUGGCUUUGGUAUGUUACACUUUUGAGUGGCAUUUAGUUCAGAGAAUUGCUGAUACAAUAAAGUGCAAUUUCAUUGAAAGAAAAUGCUGUUUGGCGCUGCUGUAUGUAAAAUUCAGGUUCUGGAAUAAAAUAAAACUGACAUUAA
This is a messenger RNA of Zootermopsis nevadensis, 2081 nucleotides long. It is a transcript of the gene spn-F, whose product is annotated as C2H2-type zinc binding domain-containing protein spindle-F. The record is from RefSeq and is a predicted model, not a curated record. Lineage: Eukaryota; Metazoa; Arthropoda; Insecta; Blattodea; Termopsidae.